AUGAAGUUCUUUUGCCUCUGGCUCGCGGCCCUGGCGGCUUCACCACUGGCCCUUGUCGCCGCUGCACCCAUUGGACCGACAGGACCAUGCGACGAGUCCAAGGUGGAUGCCAUUCUCAAGGGCGAACUGGAUCCCUCUGAAUGCUGCUCGUACGGCAAGUGCAAGGGCAGGGUCGUCGUCUCGGUCGGCGACUGA
Purpureocillium lilacinum is the source of this 195-nucleotide messenger RNA. RefSeq lists its product as uncharacterized. The record is from RefSeq and is a predicted model, not a curated record. Lineage: Eukaryota; Fungi; Ascomycota; Sordariomycetes; Hypocreales; Ophiocordycipitaceae.